This is a messenger RNA of Fusarium odoratissimum NRRL 54006, 4797 nucleotides long. RefSeq lists its product as uncharacterized. The transcript is spliced from 7 exons. Bases 303 to 3968 code for a protein of 1221 amino acids. Gene Ontology annotation, cellular component: Rpd3S complex. The record is from RefSeq and is a predicted model, not a curated record. Lineage: Eukaryota; Fungi; Ascomycota; Sordariomycetes; Hypocreales; Nectriaceae. Gene Ontology annotation, biological process: regulation of transcription by RNA polymerase II.
UGGGUCUUUUUUUUCAAGGACUGACCUGUCGAGGCGAGGAGGCAGGCAGGGCGUUGACCAUAGCACAGCAAAAGCCGAGUCUCAACCUGCUACCCACCCACUCUCUCUUCAACAUCAUCAACCCGCGUUCACGACCUUGAAAGACGCGAUAAUAUUGCAGUAAUUCAUGCUGCUUUCCAAGAUAAAACUGGCCUAGAGAGGUGCGCUGCCCGUCCCGCGGCAACUGGCACACGCAGAGAGAGGCACACACACAACAGACCACCACCACCACCACGAGGUCAGGCACGCCAAAGGCCGGCACAAUGAUCUCGUCAAAUACCCGCACUACACGAUCUCGUUACUCUAGUCCCGCGCAAUCACAGAAUACCAAAUGGAAUGGAGUACUCGACGCGUCUAAGGGGGCAACCGAGGGUUCAAGGGCUUUCAUGCAGCGCUGGCUAGAGCCGACUGUGCAGAGCAAAGCGAGCUUCGAGGACGAUGGGUUGGUUCGAUAUGGCGUCGUCGAGAACAUGGCGCCCCUGGGAAGUCUGCCCAAACCUAAGAAGACGGGACCGGAGACCAAUUCAGGAGUAAAGAGGAUUAUAUUGCGGCCCUCAGGGGGAGGUGCUGCCAAAAAUGUAGCGCAGAUGGGCUCGAGCGACCCAGUGGUGGAUGUUGACGUGGACGUGGACGUGGACGGGGAUGCGGAUGCGGAGGCGGAUGUUGCGAUUACGGCGAGAGCGGCAGACUCUUCCCCUCCACCUGUGGCUCUACCCCCUACACCGCCACGGAGAGUAUCUAUUAUUCUCAAAGACGCAGCAGCAGCAGCCGACGACGAGAACGACGAAGACUACGACCCGAGUCGACCAAAGAGACGACAAUCAGGCCGCACAUCUCUGGGAAGACGGUCGCGACGCUCCUCUGCCGGUCGCAGAAGCUCCAUCGUGACUAAGCCCACAGUAAAGGAGGCAAAGGAGCGCAGAGAGUCGGAGAGGGAGCCGAAGAAGACUGCAAAGUCAGCGGAACUAGCAAAGUCUUUCAAGGAGGUCGAGGAGGAUGAGGAGCUGGAGGCAGUAGGGGCAAUCACAGCAGAGGCGACGAUUCACGCAGCUGAACCUGUAGAACCUGAAGACAAAGAAUUUACGGAUAAGGUCGUCGAGGCUGCAGUGGACGAAGCCCUAAAGCACUAUCGAUAUCCGACCGCGUGGGCUCUGCGGACCCUCUACGACGAAAGAUCAAGCGACCCGCGGUUCGUUGCCAUGAUCGAGGAGGUAUUCACGCAAACGGCAGAUGAGGCUACGAUGCAAAAGUUUUCCAGAGAGAUGCAGAAGAAGAAGCGAGAGGGCAAGAAGGACAACCAAGGCUGCUACUAUUUCAUCCCUCCAACGACCAACAGCAGAUUCACUCCUCACAAACCCAAGGCCGCGCCGUACGGCAAACUCCUGCAUCACAAUCAGGUGGAAGAGGUGGUCGAAGUAGUAGAGGUAGAGACUGAAGACGAGUCAGAGGUGCAUAUUCUCGACUCGGAGGAAGCAGAGCAAGUGAAAAACGCUCAUCGACAUCCAGCUCGAGCUACCAAGAGGGCAAAGACAUCUCACUCUCGCGCUCACUCUUCUUCCCAUCAUAGCAAUACCCAUCCCCAUACUCAGACUCACGCCCACCCUCACUCGACCCGCAACACGCCACGGAAAAUGUCUUCAAGUAACCAACCCCAAACACCCUCGCGCAAGCGAAACAGACGAGACUCAGCAUCCAGUGAUUCUUCUCUCUCAUCAGCCCUCAGCCUCUCGUCGCCUGAGGCCAUAAUGGGCAGCCCAAGCCCUGUUCGUCGAACAGGCACUGGCACCAGUCGCCCUGGGCCAGUUGGGCCCGACUCCAGUGAUGCGCCAAAAUCUCGGCCAAUCACCACCCGCCGCAAAUCACUCGCCUCCAAGGGAGGUGCCAGUAGCAAGGCCAAGCCCAAGACCAACAAGCCUGCUGCUACUAAGCAGCCAUCACCCCCAGCUCCCACACUGUCCACCUCAGACAUCACCAACAGCAUCAAAUUCAAACCCACUGAUGCACCCGCAAGUGCGACCAUCAGCGUGAGUGCCGACGCCAGUAUGCCAGGAAGGGUUUCUGCUGGCCAAAUCUUCCCAAACCUGCCUACGAAAUCAAAGACAGCAAAGAACAAGGGAUCAUCUGCCCUGGCUCCAGCUCCAUUCUCGGCUGAUGACGCUGGCCAUGAUAACGACGACUCCUUCUGGGAUCGGAGACGCGAUGCGCAAAAGUUUGCCAACAGUGUCACGGCGACUGAGAGUUCUAUCCGAGGGGGAGACGAAGACGAGGACCCCUUCACAACUCCCGCAAAAUCGACGAGGAAGACGCGUCAAUCCAUCGCCGCCGCAGGCUCUGCUUCAGCGGGAACGACGAGAUCCACGCGGUCGGCGAGCAAGAGACCUCACGACGAGAUUGACUCUGCCGUGUCCCCUGUUGCGUGGUCUUUCCAGCGUGAGGACAGCUCAGUCGGAGGAUCACGGGCUGCGACGCCCACGCUACGCCCCCCAAAGAAGCCGAGAACUGGCCUUCGUAUCAAGUCAUCCCCUGUCAAGAAAAGAGGAGGAACAGCUGCUGGUGUCCCUCGGCCACAAGGAGAAGUCCUAGCAACCAACGGCGUAGCCAAAGAUCAGGUGUCGGACAACGACGAAGAUUGCUCUGCCUGCGGCGCCGCUGGCGAUGUUGUUUGCUGCGAUGGAUGCCCACGGUCAUUCCACUUUGAAUGUGUGGGCAUGAUAACCUCGGACCAUCUUCCCGACGAGUGGUUUUGCAAUGAGUGCUUGUACAAGCAAUACCCAUCGCGCAUGCCCCCGUACAAGGGUGUGUUUGCCGCUGCCCUCAUCAACCUGGAGAAGAGCAUUCCUCGCGCAUUCAGCCUCCCUAAGAAAUUGCAGACCCGCUUUGAAGGCGUCAAGGCUGGUGCCUAUGGCGAGUAUGAAGAAGCCACCACCAUCAAAACGACCAAGAGGAAGAAUGGCUACGAAGAGUUGCCGGACUUUUUCAAGCAGCGCGAUGAAGGACAGGCUGUGAUCUGCCACGGCUGUCAAAAGCCUGCCACAGAUGUUCGAGCCAUCAUUCCUUGUAGCAUUUGUCCCUUCUACUGGCACAUUGACUGCUUAGAUCCUCCACUCGCUGUCCCGCCUGUCCUCAAGACCUGGCGAUGCCCUCUACAUCCAGAGGAAAUAAUGGCCGAGGUCCGCUCAUUGGCACCUGCUCACCGUUUUCGCAAGAUCAAAGGAUCGCAGACCAUCGUACCAGCUCUCUCACGCGGUACCAAGAACAACGGACACAUUGAAAUUGACUGGGAAGAUGAGCCCGAGCCCGCGAACAACUCCGGCUGGCCGGAUCCUGACUCGUUCGGUCGAGCUUACAAACUACCAGCAAAGGGCAUUGUCCUUGAUUUUAUUGAGCAGCUACGUCGUCAACAUGCUGGCUAUGGCCCUCGCCAUGAUGAGUCCAGAUGGGUGUCGUAUAUUCCAACAACUGGAAGCGACCGAAGUCGACCUCUUGCAGGCUCCGAGUUACAGCGGACUGUCGAUGAAAUGCAGUUAGCAUUGACCCUGACCAGUCUCAAAGAGCGCAAGUCAGACGGCGUUGACCAACUGAUCACGGCCCUUGUGGAGACAGCUGAUGCCAGUGUUUUGUCACUCAUGGCUAAGGCAGAUGCCAGUAAUCUAUCUACUGGUCAUUUGACAGAGAGCGACAAGCUUAGUCUGCGCGUCCUUCUGGAUCAGAUGGAUUCCAUGGGGGCUCGCAUUAGACACCUGCUUGGCGAGCCGGAGCCUGUUGGUAUUUCCGCUACCAUGCAAGACCAGGAUGUCAUACCGAGCAUCCUUUCCCCCCAAGACUCAGCCAUUGCUGAGCCACUCGACAAGGUUACGGCACAUCCUGUCACGGAGCCCACGCCCCCUUCUACCAUUGACCACGCUGAAGGCUCUAUGGAUCUCGACUGAACAACCACAGCUCUCUCUGUCUCUUUUGAGUUUCUACCUGACAUUCACAAAGAGUAAUUGCGAUACGAUCGGUUCUCUGUUCGAAUUUACCAUAGUCUUUUCCCUAUCCUAAUUCAUUAUCGGAGGAAUCAAACAGGACCUUUGUACGGAUUUCUUCAACCUUUGCAUGUAUCUAUGCAAGCGCCUAGCGUAACAUUACGCAACCACUAUCUGCAGUGCUGUCUUCUUUUCGCGCGACCCUUUUGAUUAUGGAUCGCCGGAGUUUGGAGGGCUUCGCUAUUUGAAUCACGAACCAUGGUUAUAGAGACGAUCUAGAUGCUCUUUGUCUCCAUCAAUUCCGCCUUGUUAUUCCCAUCUCGUCUGAAGAGGACCGUAACCCAAAGGCAACCAAAACACACACACAACCACCCCGCCUCUGAGCAUCACAAAAAGCCCAAGCAUCGUCUGAUCGGUGCCCUUACCUCAUCCCCCCUUUGUUUCUUUCUUUCCAAUUUCUAUAACAUGCACGAAACCACCCUUGAUUACCCAGUUGAUGGUGGACAUGACAUUAGUAGCAGCUAGUAGACAACAGGGUGGAUUCGAGGUGAACCAGCGCUGCACUAACUACUCUUUGUUUGUAUCAUAGUUGAGAGUUGAUGAGGAGAAAAAGCGACAUUGAUCGAUUCAGCCACCCGGGACGGAUUCAGAGGCUGGUGCGAUAGAAGUAUUUGUCAAUAUGAGAGAGAUAUGAGACAGAAGACGAGAUACAUGAUUCUUCAUCAUCUCAAGACUGGCCAUCCCCCGACGAAACGUGAUGUGGUACAAAAUGUCAGAAAAGUCUGUCCCUGAA